AUGGAAUAUAUUCCAAUUCUUGCGGAACGCGAGCGUAUUGCUGAAGAUAUAUUAACAAAUAAGCAAUUAAUUAUAGAUUAUGAUAGAACUCGAAACGCAAAUAGAGAAGCUUUAAACAACCUGAAAAAAGAAAAGGAUAAAAAAAAAGUGUGGGUAAAUCUUGGUGAAUUUUUUAUAAAAAUGGAUAAGGAUAGUGUGAAAACCUAUAUUGAAAAAGACCAAGAAAGUCUUGAUUCUGGAAUUUCGUCAUUGCGAGAAACCGUUAAAGAGAAAAUGGCUGAAUUGGAAAAAUUGGAAACGGGUGAUGAUAAAAUCUCGAAAGGAUUUAAAUUGCGUGGAAUUUCUUCUGAUGACUUGUACAAUAUUACAAAAUAA
Messenger RNA from Dentiscutata heterogama, 375 nucleotides. The record is from the annotation of a GenBank genome assembly. Lineage: Eukaryota; Fungi; Glomeromycota; Glomeromycetes; Diversisporales; Gigasporaceae.